This is a messenger RNA of Dipodomys ordii (Ord's kangaroo rat), 1113 nucleotides long. RefSeq names its product transcription factor AP-1. The transcript has 2 exons. Gene Ontology annotation, cellular component: transcription regulator complex. The annotation marks the transcript as partial. Gene Ontology annotation, molecular function: transcription factor binding; DNA-binding transcription factor activity, RNA polymerase II-specific; RNA polymerase II cis-regulatory region sequence-specific DNA binding. Lineage: Eukaryota; Metazoa; Chordata; Mammalia; Rodentia; Heteromyidae. Gene Ontology annotation, biological process: regulation of cell population proliferation; regulation of cell cycle; regulation of transcription by RNA polymerase II. The record is from RefSeq and is a predicted model, not a curated record.
CUCCUGUGACCCGCGGAGGACAGCCCCGCCGGCCGAGCGCCCGCGGACAGCGCGGAGAGCCCCCGACGGGCCGGUGCGGAGACACCGCCGAGCGGCUGCGGCCGUCAGCAACUUCCCCGACCCGGAGGCACCGGGGCGAGGGGACAAGUGGCUCCGGGUCCCGGAGCGAACUUUUGCUCCGCCUUGUCUCCGGCGGCGCUCGAGAGAAGGCAGCCGCGAGCGGCCGAGGGGGAGGCGAGACCCGAGCUCGGCGUGGCGCGCACCGGUUGCUGAACUUGGGCGAGCGCGAGCCGCGGUCGCCGCGCGUCCCCCUCCCCCUUGCAGCGGAGGAGGGGACCGACGUCCGAGUCCCGGGGCGGGGGGGGGGAGCGGCCGAGACCCGCCACCGGCCGUCACCGCGGGGGGCUCGGCGCCCAGCAGCGCCGCGGGAGAGCCGCCGUCGCCGGGGGAGGCGCGAUCGUCCGCGGGCUCCCGAGGAUCCGGAGCGAACCCCGGAGCGCUCAGUGAGUGACCGCGACUUUUCAAAGCCCGGCCGCGCGCGCGCGCGAGCGAGCCAGCCAGCGAGCGGACAAGAAGCCGGGACCAGCGCGCUGUGGGGGCCCCGAAACUUCUGCCCACCGCCCAGGCUAACCCCGCGUGAAGUCACGGACUGUUCUAUGACUGCAAAGAUGGAAACGACCUUCUACGACGAUGCCCUCAACGCCUCGUUCCUCCAGUCCGAGAGCGGCGCCUACGGCUACAGUAACCCCAAGAUCCUGAAACAGAGCAUGACCCUGAACCUGGCCGACCCCGUGGGCAGCCUGAAGCCGCACCUCCGGGCCAAGAACUCGGACCUGCUCACCUCGCCCGACGUGGGUCUGCUCAAGUUGGCGUCGCCCGAGCUGGAGCGCCUGAUCAUCCAAUCCAGCAACGGGCACAUCACCACCACGCCGACCCCCACCCAGUUCCUGUGCCCCAAGAACGUGACGGAUGAGCAGGAAGGCUUCGCCGAGGGCUUCGUGCGCGCGCUGGCCGAACUGCACAGCCAGAACACGCUGCCCAGCGUCACGUCGGCGGCCCAGCCGGUCAGCGGGGCGGGCAUGGUGGCCCCCGCGGUGGCCUCGGUGGCGGGCG